Mollisia scopiformis is the source of this 1801-nucleotide messenger RNA. RefSeq names its product zf-PARP-domain-containing protein. The record is from RefSeq and is a predicted model, not a curated record. NCBI's taxonomy places the organism in Eukaryota, Fungi, Ascomycota, Leotiomycetes, Helotiales, Mollisiaceae. Gene Ontology annotation, molecular function: DNA binding; zinc ion binding. The transcript is spliced from 5 exons. Bases 93 to 1637 code for a protein of 514 amino acids.
UGUUCACACCACCUAAUUUCAGACGACGCUCAUAAAGUGUUUGCAUACAGAUCGUUCAGUUAUUCCAAGACAGCGAUCUUCAGCGAUUCAAAAUGUCUUACAGAGUUGAAAUGUCGGUUUCUGGCCGCGCCGGUUGUCAAGCCACCGAAUGCAAGAAAGCUGGCACCAAGAUUCCCAAGAAUGAGUUACGCCACGGUGUCUGGGUUGACUACGGUGACAAUGCUAGUUGGAGAUGGCGACAUUGGGGCUGCGUCACUGGGAAGAUGCUCGAGAACAUGCGUGACAAGCUCGAGGUUCCGGGUAAGCCUGGUACAUAUGAUUGGGAUGCCUUAGACGGCUACGAUGGAGAUGAGAAGGGCAGUCUCCAAAAUUAUCCUCACAUGCAGGAGAAGGUUCGUCGUGUCAUCACUCAGGGCUUCAUCGACCCUGAAGAUUGGAACGGCGACCCAGAGAUGAACAAGCUUGGCGAAACUGGUCUACACACCAAAGAUACCAAGAAAAAGGUUCGACAGGAAGAGAAAGCCCACAAGCAGUUAAAUGAGUCGCUUGCGACUAUCAGAGCUGAGAUUGAGACUACAAAGCAAGCUGGUGGAUCGACUACGGAGCUUGAAAACCAACUUGCUGCCAUCCAGGAGCAGUUAGAUGAACAAUCCGAAGCCCCUACCCCAGCAAAGAAGAAGCCAGCUCCCAAGAAGCGAGGUCGUGUCGCAGCCGACGAUGAAGAUGAGGAAGCCGAGGCCGCUACCCCAGCCAAGAAGAAGCGGGCUAGCAAAGCUAAGAAGGAAGUUGACGAGGAUGGCGAAGAAGUCAAGCCCGCCACAAAGAAACGUGCAUCCAAGGCAAAGAAGGAGGCCGAGGAAGACGAUGAGGAUGUGAAGCCUGCUUCCAAGAAGUCACGCGCCAAGAAGGCUGUCAAGAAAGAGGAAGAUGAGGAGAUGGACGAAGACGACGAGGAAGUGAAGCCUCCUCCCAAGAAGUCACGCGCCAAGAAAGCUGUCAAGAAAGAGGAAGAUGAUGAGAUGGAAGACGCCGAAGAAUCUAAGCCCGCCCCUGCAAAGAAAUCUCGUGCUAAGAAAGUAGUAGCCAAGAAGGGAGAGGACGAGGAAAUGGACGACGCCGAAGAAUCCAAGCCUGUACCAGCCAAGAAACCCCGCGGCAAGAAGGCAGCAGCGGCCAAGAAGGAAGAGGAGGACGAGGACAUCAAGCAAGAAGAAGACACCUCCGCCCCAGCUGCCCCCGCACCCAAGAAGCGCGCCGCCCGUGGCAAGAAAGCCGUAAAAGACGAGCCAGCCGACGAAGAAGCCACCAUCAAACCAGCUCCAAAGAAAGGCGGUCGCAAGAAGGCCGUCAAGGAUGAACCAGUCGAAGACACGACCAUGACUGGCGCCGAAUCUUCCACUGCCGGUAUCACCGCCGACUCGACUGCCAACACUACACUCCCGAAGUCUGAAGUCAAGGGCGAAAUAUCUGACGAGGAGCGAGAGGAGGAGAAACUCGUUGUCGAAUCUCAACCUACCGAAGAACAAGCCGUUGAAGAAGAAGAGGAGGUAAUGAUGAAGAAACCCGCUAAAAGCAAGAAAGCCGCCGGUGCUAAGGGUUCUCGCGGUUCUCGCAGCCGUACGAGUUCUAAGGCUUAAGCUGCACUCUUGAGAGUUGGAUGUACCAAUAGCGGGCGAUUUGUACCGAGGAGACUACUGGUAGCGCUGGAGUUUUGGGUUAUGGUAUUGCUUUACGUUUGUUUUCCUGCUCUGGGAUAUGUGGAGCGUCAUUUGCGAAGGAUUUCUUUCUCAAUGUUGGGGAG